This is a messenger RNA of Metschnikowia bicuspidata var. bicuspidata NRRL YB-4993, 252 nucleotides long. The record is from RefSeq and is a predicted model, not a curated record. Lineage: Eukaryota; Fungi; Ascomycota; Pichiomycetes; Serinales; Metschnikowiaceae.
AUGCCCUUAGACGUUCUGGGCCGCACGCGCGCUACACUGACGGAGCCAGCGAGAAUUCCUAGUAAGCGCAAGUCAUCAGCUUGCGUUGAUUACGUCCCUGCCCUUUGUACACACCGCCCGUCGCUACUACCGAUUGAAUGGCUUAAAACUGGUCAAACUUGGUCAUUUAGAGGAAGUAAAAGUCGUAACAAGGUUUCCGUAGGUGAACCUGCGGAAGGAUCAUUAAAAAAAAAUAUAAUACACUCUUUCUAG